UCCUGCCCUGCCUACACGAUCUCGAGAUUGUGGGCGCGCAUUCCAAGCCUAUUUCCUGGUUCAGAGUAUGAUUUGAGCAAAAAUGGAGACAGAGGGACCAAAGCCAAUAAGAUCCCUUCAUUCUGACAUUCCGAAAUUUGUUAUAUUUGUUAACAGGACUAACAAACUUGCGAGGGCAUGGUGGCUUGAUUUUUCAGGAAACCCAGUCUCUUAUGGCGAUAUUCCACCAAAUGGAGAACUUCACAUGAAUACUUUUAUAACACAUCCGUGGAUUUUUAGGACCACGGAGAAUGGCGCAGCACUCGCAGCCAAUCAACAAGACGUGUGUUACCCAACUUUAGAAGUAGACAUCGUGAAUAUUACAACACCAGUGUACUCGUUAUACGCAUGCUGUUUGAUGGCGAUAAGGCGUUUGGUGACAAGUCAGCAAGAUCUCAACAUACUAGACAUUCCUCAAACUUUGAAGCAAGAUCUCUUAUCCCCACCCAAUUUAAGAGAGGAGCUUAAAUUAUUGAAUUCCAGUGCGCCCUGAACUGUCAAGAUCACGCUGCUGCUGGUGUCACUUUAUUGCCCACCUGCCUUUAUAGGGCUCUUUAUUCUUCUCUUGACCUGGUGGAAACUUGAAUUUUGUUGUCCCAUACUUGCCUCACCAUAGUACCAUUAGAUUUCCAAUAAAAACUGACAGUUUGUGUUUGUUGUUCUUUCUGGGUACCAAGAAAGGCCUAUGCUUGUAUAUCAGCAUUUAGGCUACUGAAGCUCUGUUUGUGUACACCAGCUUUGUAAACACACUAACUUCUUAAACUAAACACCUUGAAAAGUAACACUAUGUAGUGCAUUGUGGCAAUGAUCUGUUCAUUCUUAGAAUGUCAUCAGAGGGAUACAUCCUUCAGCUGUAGGCCUACAUGAAUCCCACUGACUGAUAUGCAAUUGUCUGUUUUCACGUUCAUUAAUAAAAUGCAUGUUAUGAGAAA
Molecule: messenger RNA, 971 nt
Organism: Engraulis encrasicolus (European anchovy)
Lineage: Eukaryota; Metazoa; Chordata; Actinopteri; Clupeiformes; Engraulidae
Gene: vhll
Product: von Hippel-Lindau tumor suppressor like
Exons: 3
Coding region: 83-532 (149 amino acids)
Source: RefSeq, a predicted model, not a curated record